Molecule: messenger RNA, 4836 nt
Organism: Bombus pyrosoma
Lineage: Eukaryota; Metazoa; Arthropoda; Insecta; Hymenoptera; Apidae
Gene: Cog7
Product: conserved oligomeric Golgi complex subunit 7
Exons: 12
Coding region: 671-2878 (735 amino acids)
Biological process (GO): Golgi organization; intracellular protein transport; retrograde vesicle-mediated transport, Golgi to endoplasmic reticulum
Cellular component (GO): COG complex
Source: RefSeq, a predicted model, not a curated record
UUCGUCUGGAAUCCGAGAUAUUCAUUUUAUCACAAUUAUUAUAGAAAAAAAAAAGAACAAGACACUCGUUUUAUCUUUAGUGAUCCUUUUCUUUAAUUUCAUUGUAUCGUUACGUUAUCGUUAAAUCUUAAAUACUGUCACAUAUGUAUAAAGUAUCGUGUAUCGAAACUGCCAUUUUAGUUUCCCGAAAUUUUUGCGUUUUCACAUCGAAUUAACUGAAUCUAUUAACCUAGAACUGCGUCCCAUUACAGAAGUAUAAAUACUGCACAUUUGCACAAUCGAUUUGUUUGACGAUCAUACACCUUGCAGCACUACAUAUAUUUCAGGAAUGCACAAAAAUGUUUGAUAAUACUAAUGCAAGGAAACGAAAAAAAAAAAAAAGAAAAAAUAAAAAGGAAGAAACACAUAGAACGAAUUAAUUUGUUGUAAUCUAAUACGAUAAUAACGUCCUUCUGGGUUCCGACGUCACGAAACAACACGCGAAGUGCAACGGCAAAGUGGCUGUGUACCGAAACACUUCUGCGCUAUACGGCAUCCGAAAAAGGAAUAAAAUAUAGAGAAAAUAAAUUUCGACUCUCGAAACCGUACCAUUCGCACCGUAUACUUUACAUUUUUCGUUUUUAUAAAAAAAAAAAAUUACCUGAGAACUUUUAACGAUUUGUAAUUUAUCAUGGAUGUAUCUGCAUUUUCCGAAGAUACUUUCGAUGUGAAAGAUUGGAUUAAUAAAACGUUUAAAUCUGUCGAGGCACAAGAAAACAAAGAUGCAUUUGUUUCAUCAUUGGUAAUGAAAUUACAAUUGUAUGUGCAACAAGUCAAUGGGGCUUUAGAAGAAACCAGUCAAUCUGUUCUUUCAAGUUUGCCAAGAGUUUUAAGAGAUACUCAACUUCUGCAACAAGAAGCUUUAGCUCUGAGAGAAAAAAUGGUUGCAGUUAAACAAGAAAUAGAAAAGGUUGAAAAAGACACUGCUUCAUCAAUGGUGACAUUAGAGAGAAUAGAUAAAAUAAAAACAGACUUACAGAUUGCUAAACAAGGAUUACACGAAGCUGAUAACUGGAGUAUACUUGCCAAUGAUGUUGAAGAGGUAUUUGAGUCAGGAGAUAUAGAAGCUAUAGCAAAUAAAUUGUUCAGUAUGCAAAAAUCAUUGGCUAUGCUCGUAAAUGUUAUUGACUACGAAGAUAAAAAAUUACAAUUAGAAGGUUUAAAAAAUCGGUUAGAAGCCAUAGCUAGUCCAAAGUUAGUUCAGGCAUUUACUGCUGCAAAUUUGGAACAAUCUAAAGUUUAUGUGGAUAUUUUUAGUAAAAUGGAACGCUUGCCUCAACUUCUCAAGUAUUAUCACAAUUGUCUGAAAGUAUCAUUAGGACAAGAAUGGCGCAGAACUAUUGAAUUAGCACAAGAUGAGAAUGUUUCUUACUGGUUACAUACCUAUUACGAUAAAUUAUUAUCUAAUUGGAAUGAUCAGGUGAAAUGGUGUCAUCAAGUAUUCCCAAGUACCUCAGUUGAUGUAAUUAUUGAGAUAUAUGCUGAUCUUUUGAGAAGUUUGGACCCAGGCAUUCCAGAAUGUAUAGAAGCUCUUUUAAAACAACAUACAAAUGCUAUGCAAUUGUCACUUUUACUUGAACUUAAACAAAUUACAAGGCAUUUUGCUGUGAACUUGCAAGGUGCUAUUGAAACAUCAUCAUAUGGAAAAUCACAGACUCCAAAAUUGUUAGCAUUGGCACAAGCAAUAUAUGCACCUUAUGUUCCAUAUGUUACAAAAUACAAUGUUUAUGAAACAGCUCAACUUGAACAUCAGUUGCAAUCUAUAGACUCUGUUCAAGAUGAUUUAAGUGAUACGAUCAAUAACCUUUCCCUUAGCCUUUCGAGAGUAAUGGAAUAUGCAAAUGAGGCCAAUAAAAGAUGUAAACUCUUUACAGAUGGUUGUGGUUAUCCCAGCGUAUUAAAAUCCCUAACUCGUUACUUCAAUAAAUAUCUUGACAAAUAUCAAGUGGCUAUACGGCAAUUAGAACACAAGAAAGUGAAACAUGAGGAUUGGAAUUUGUUUCAAAUGUGCCUUACUUUGAUGCAAACUAUAGGUGAUCUUUUGGGACAAAUUCAACAAUUUGAGAAAUCUUUGAUAAUUGACAUUACAGAAGCUAAUAAUAAGCUGCAAAGUACAAGUGGUAGCGUUUUUAAUCAAUAUAAAAAAUUACUUUUACAUACAUCAAGUCAAAAUGAAUUGGAAAAUUUAACUGCAUCUUUUCAAAAAGAAGAAGAAACAAUUCUUGAUCCAAUAAUAAAGUCUAUUCACAAACUAUGUUCUGAUUUACAUCGUGCAACAUAUGAAGUAAUCUUUGCUCCUAUCUUUACGCAAUUAUUAUCAGUGCAAAAAGCACCAGCAUGGUCAACAGAAAUCAACAAAAUGACGCAUUUGAGUGCAGAUUUACCCGAUUAUAGCUUUGCUCCUCAGGAAUAUAUAACACAAGUUGGACAAUAUUUGAUGACAUUACCACAGCAUUUAGAGCCAUUUUUACUGAGGGAAAAUCCGAGCCUUACGCAGGCAUUAAAAGCAGCAGAUCCACAAUAUGCACAAAGUUCCACUGAAUCUGGAUUUACUGGUAUUUUAUUAGAAAUUAUUGCUAAAGAAACAUGUCAAAUGUUUUUAGAUCAAACAUUAGGAAUUUGUCAGCUAAGUUCUGCUGCAUGUAAACAACUUGCAACUGACAUAGAUUAUCUUGGUAAUGUAUUAGAGGAACUUGGUCUAUCCUUAUCAGAAAAUCUACAACAUAUGUCUCUUUUAUUAAGACUCCCACCAGAGGAUUACCAGAAGAGUAGCUCUGGAUGCAAUGCCAGAGUUGUAGCUGCAGUCAGACAAAUGAGAAAUAUAACAUUUUCUGGCUAAGUAACGUGCUAUGGCGAAACAAAUUUCAUGAAUAUUUCAAAUUCUUUGUGAUAUGCUCCAAAUGCGCAAGCACAUGUUUAACAACAAGCAAAUAUGAGUGUUAAGAAAACGUACAGAAAUAACAAGAAGCUAUGUAAAUCACUUCAAUGUGAAACAUCAUCUACCAUCAUUUGCAGUAAUGGGUAUUAAAAUAAAAGUAAUAAACAGUUGCACUUUUUCAAUGAAAUUUAUUAUGAAGUUUAACAAAAUCUAUCACUUUUAUUUACUAUUAUGUGGAAGUCGCCAUAUUGAUCAUUUAAUGGAAAACAGUUAUAGCUCAGAUAUGCUUUUAAAAGCAUAUUACAAUGAGUACAAUUUUGAUUAUGUACACUAUAUGUAUACAUAAUUAUCUCUAAACUAAUAAUACUAAUUUAAGAAAGCAGACUGCAGUAUUAAAAAAAGCCAGAAGUUUAUAAUUGUCAUCAAAAAGAGGUGUUGUAUUUAAGCAUAGACAAGAAGUAUUGUAGAUUUAACACGCAAUGCAUUUCACGUCACAUUUGAAAAUCUUAGUACAGCCUAGAUAGAAGAUAGAUCUAUUGCCACAUAUAAGCUAUAGAAUAGAUCUGCAGCUUAUGGGAUUUCUUGUCGCAUUUAGAGCGGUGAGUGGAGGAACUAUAUAUCCAACUCAACCAUGUACGAUGGUACAGUUGGAAGUUACUUCACACUGAGUCGAUAACAUUGCAUCUGAUACAAAAAUGAUAACGACUUCGUAACAAUGCAUGCAUGCGUGUAUAGAUGUAUGUAUGUAAUUGUAAUUUAUAUAUUUUUAUAUGGACUAUAUGGGUCGAUACACAAAGUUAAGUAUUUUAAAUUAUUUUUCUAAAUAUAAAGUAUAAUGCGAACGAUUUAAUGAAUAAUUAAAAAGAUGCUUAGAAAAUAAAAAUAUACACAAAUAUGAGAUAUAUAAUAAAGGCAUUUUGAUAGAAUUAUUUUUAUUCUGAUAAAAAUGUAAGUACUUUAAUUUAAUUUCUAUUAUAUACAGAUAGGGAAAUCUGCAACGUCCAAGUUAUUUUGCUUAACAUUACAUAAUUUCGAAUACUUACAUUUUGUCAAAUUUCGAAACAAUUAAUAUCGUAAACAAAUUCACAUAGGUAUCAUACUUUAAUCUGACUUUAUUGACUACAGAUAUACUUAAACCGAAAUACUGUUAACCAAUCUAUCCACAUAAUUCACAACGUUUCAGGUGCCUUUUUAACAUUCAGAACAUGUUUUCCUUAUAUAUACAUAUAUAUUUAUAUAUACGUUGCCAAGAUAUAUAAUUAUAAAAUAACUUAAAAAGUUUGCAGCACCAUAUACGUAAUUUCACGGUGCAUUAUCGAUGCACCAAAAAGGCUUAUUAAAAUUGGAAAGAAGAAAGCUCGAACAACAUCGAGGUAAUGUAACAAUUUUUACGAGUUUUCUCCUAUCGAGCACGGGCAAAGAUUCUUAAGAUUGAGCAUGUUCCUUUCUAGUUUCGUACACGUACAGUCGCGGCCAGGUAUCCAGAUAGUUAAGAAUUAACGAUACGCGUAAGUUAGAAUGAAACGAAUUUCCCUUGACAAGCGUCGAAUUUAUUAUCUGAUAAAAUGCAGCGAAUGCAAAUGUCGACCUGCUAAGUAGAGAUAUUUACGAACCUUUCAAAUCUUUAACUCGAAGCUUUGUUCACCUCUAAAUAUAUCUACAAUUUCUGCGUUGUAUUUCGAAAUUUUCAAGAAGACGAUCGUCGCAUUAGCUGCAUUCUCUUUCUACGAUCUAGCAAAAUCAACAACUAUACUCGUACAACAAAUUCUCAACUGAAGGGUAAUAUUACGUCCUCGAGUGGCAUCUUCCGCACAGCGCUCGCAGUGGCCAUUAAAGUACAGGACGAUAAAUUACAUAUGCGAUGGAUUCGAGAAGAUCGACAAUUGCUCGUUACAAUUCUCCGUCGAGAUAGUUACAGC